Rhinopithecus roxellana (golden snub-nosed monkey) is the source of this 2637-nucleotide messenger RNA. It is a transcript of the gene SFXN2, whose product is annotated as sideroflexin 2. Gene Ontology annotation, biological process: monoatomic ion transport; serine import into mitochondrion. Lineage: Eukaryota; Metazoa; Chordata; Mammalia; Primates; Cercopithecidae. The transcript has 12 exons. The coding region runs from base 237 to 1205 and encodes 322 amino acids. The record is from RefSeq and is a predicted model, not a curated record. Gene Ontology annotation, molecular function: monoatomic ion transmembrane transporter activity. Gene Ontology annotation, cellular component: mitochondrial inner membrane.
AGCUACGGGAGCUGCAGAGGCGGCGGCCGGCUAGCCUGGACCUGGGAGUGGAGAAAGGCUGCCCACGUGGCUGGCGGGAGCCUCCCGGCCUGGGAUUGGUCGAAAAGGAGGGGCGUGGGCGGGCAUGGGGGCCGUUCCCCCGCCCAGGUCUCUCACCCGGCCAGGUUUCUAAGGCGGACUGUAACUGGUGUGGCAUUUGUCCCGGGACCAGGUCCACAGUUUUAUGUGUGAACAAGAUGGAGGCUGACCUGACUGGCUUUAACAUCGAUGCUCCCCGUUGGGACCAGCGCACCUUCCUGGGGAGAGUGAAGCACUUCCUAAACAUCACGGACCCCCGCACUGUCUUCGUAUCUGAGCAGGAGUUGGACUGGGCCAAGGUGAUGGUGGAGAAGAGCAGGAUGGGGGUUGUGCCCCCAGGCACCCAAGUGGAGCAGCUGCUGUAUGCCAAGAAGCUAUAUGACUCGGCCUUCCACCCCGACACUGGGGAGAAGAUGAAUGUCAUCGGGCGCAUGUCUUUCCAGCUCCCUGGUGGCAUGAUCAUCACGGGCUUCAUGCUCCAGUUCUACAGGACGAUGCCGGCGGUGAUCUUCUGGCAGUGGGUGAACCAGUCCUUCAAUGCCUUAGUCAACUACACCAACAGGAAUGCGGCUUCCCCCAUAUCAGUCAGGCAGAUGACCCUUUCCUACUUCACAGCCACAACCACUGCUGUGGCCACGGCUGUGGGCAUGAACAUGUUGACAAAGAAAGCACCGCCCUUGGUGGGCCGCUGGGUGCCCUUUGCCGCUGUGGCUGCGGCUAACUGUGUCAAUAUCCCCAUGAUGCGACAGCAGGAGCUCAUCCAGGGAAUCUGCGUGAAGGACAGGAAUGAAAAUGAGAUUGGUCAUUCCCGGAGAGCUGCAGCCAUAGGCAUCACCCAAGUAGUUAUUUCUCGGAUCACCAUGUCAGCUCCUGGGAUGAUCUUGCUGCCAGUCGUCAUGGAAAGGCUUGAGAAACUGCACUUCAUGCAGAAAGUCAAGGUCCUGCACGCCCCAUUGCAGGUCAUGCUGUGUGGGUACUUCCUCAUCUUCAUGGUGCCAGUGGCGUGUGGGCUCUUCCCACAGAAAUGUGAAUUACCCGUUUCCUAUCUGGAACCAGAGCUCCAAGACACCAUCAAGGCCAAGUAUGGAGAACUUGAGCCUUAUGUCUACUUCAAUAAGGGUCUCUAAAUGCCCCACCUCAGCAAGGACCAGUCUAUUCCCAUAUUCACCAGCUCCUUCUUAGCUACGUGCACACUUGUGUCCUCCUUCCUCUUUGCCAACAAGGCCCAAAAGCCAGGAUAGAUUGGGGGGUGUGACAAUGAAUGCCUCAUGCUUACACCCCAGUACUGGUUGAUUGGACCUCAGGGGAAAAAAGUGAAAAAGGGUAGCAAAGGCCAGUGUCUUCUAGCUGCUUCCUCCUUAACCCCUGUCCCCUGGAAACCAGAAGCUGAGGCCCUCUCAGGGAGGAGACACCAAGCAAAUCAUUUGGAAAAGUUAGGAAACCUUUAGGAUUCUGGUUCCAGCCAGGAUUGAGGAAAAGACCUUGGAUCAAAAGGAAGCUUCUACAUCUCUUUCUUCUUCACUUCCUCCUCCUCUCCCGAGCAAUGGAACCUUUUAAUCAUGUAAUUCUAGCCGAACUCAGGAAAAAGAAGGGGGAAAGGACUCUGUCCUCUUAGGGCUCAUCUCCACCCUUCCCCAUCCUCCUCCUCAUUGGCCCCUGGUCAGACAGCUUUUUUUUUUUCCCCCAAGAUGGAGUCUUGCUCUGUCGUCCAGGCUGGAGGGCAGUGGCGCGAUCUCAGCUUACUGCAACCUCUGCCUCCUGGAUUCAAGCGAUUCUCCUGCCUCAACCUCUCAAGUAGCUGGGAUUACAGGGCACCCACCACCACGCCCGGCUUAUUUUUGUAUUUUAGUAGAGAUGGGGUUUCACCAUGUUGGCCAGGCUGGUCUCGAACUCCUGACCUCAGGUGAUCCGCCCAUCUCGGCCUCCCAAAGUGCUGGGAUUACAGGCAUGAGCCACAGCACCCAGCCUGGACAGCUUUUUUGGGAAUGCUGCUAACCUUGAAAUAAUCAGACACCUAGGAGUUAUUAGUGCUAAAAAGGGGACCGUGCAAGGCAGCAGAGUUACAUGAUUCUUCAAAUCAUGUCUGAAUCUAUUCUUGGAAUCUUCUGUAUAAUAAGGGAAGUUCUCUUUCCCCACUGCCACAUAUGUCUGUUUUAAAAGAUAAGUCCACUAACUGAGUAGAAAUGACAUAUGUAGGCAUUAACUGUACACUUUAAUGGGUAUAAUUUCCUGCCUGCUUCCCUUCCUCAGCCCAGUAGGUUAAACAGCAAAGACAGACUGGUGUGUACUGAAUAGGAAAGGGAAGUUUUAUUUGGAACCCUCUGAGAGGAAAUCAACCAGGACCAAAGAGCCUUAAAGGACACAGAGCAAAGCACAGCCACUUCCCUUCCCCAGCUUGGCUGCCCUAGGUGAUUUCUCAAGCUCCUUGGGGGACUGUUGUUUCUCAUCUGGAAUCAAUGUGUGUAUGAGUUUUGUCUGGUAGGAUUGCUGUCUCCGUCCAAACGAUAUCACUGUGAAUUGAAUAAAUUUGUUGAAAGAGCACAUAGGCACACACACACA